Gambusia affinis (western mosquitofish) is the source of this 1576-nucleotide messenger RNA. Its product is annotated as glutamate-rich protein 6-like. The transcript has 10 exons. Lineage: Eukaryota; Metazoa; Chordata; Actinopteri; Cyprinodontiformes; Poeciliidae. The record is from RefSeq and is a predicted model, not a curated record. Bases 232 to 1455 code for a protein of 407 amino acids.
UAAGUUACACCAGGGGGCAAAACAGGCUGUUUUUAUUUGACCGUAUUGUGCCUGAUGCAACUUUUUGUGGUUUCUCUGCUCACCCCUGCUUCACAAUGAGUCAAGACUAUCACAGACAUGAUGCAAACACCCGGCUCGCCAGGCAAAUCAACUGAGAUGGAGAAAAAAACAAAUCCUGGAGACGUCUGGAGAGAACUGACCCAAAUCUAGAGUUAAUGCACACAAGCUAAUAUGGAGCCAAACACGAGCAGGGAAACCUCACCAGACAUUCUCACAAUCCUCACAUAUGAUGGGAGGACUGUCACCAGAAUCAAUGUUGCCACACAAACAAGCAGCAGAUUUGAAGACCUCGGCUUUAUGCCGCAAUAUAUUUUUCCUAAGAAGAAAGAAGAUCAUUAUGACAGUUCAGGGCAGAAAGCUGAUGAUGAGAGUGAGUUGAAGAUAUCCCCAGAUAAUGAAAUGUUGGAUUUGCACAGCAAGGGAACUCCCCGCUCUCCUAGAGCCUGCCAAGAAGGAACAGAAGAGACCUUAACUAAUCUUGACAAGGGGGUGACUGAUGGAGAGUCAGAAAAAGAUGAAAGGUCAGUACACAUCCACAGUGACCAUGAGCUGAAGUCGAGAGAGGAUUCAGAUGGAUCAGGACGCGUAGAAACCACCUCAAGUGGUUUAUCGGAUUACGAUUCAUCCACCUCAGGAGAGUUUGCACUGGAGGGUGAAACAGAAAUGAGUUACAACAGCAUCUUCUCUUUCAAAGUGAGGAAGGAGAGACUAAAGAAGUUGCCGCUUAUCAGACGCUACAGAAAUGGCAAAUUAUUCAAUUUGGUCUUACAAGAUGGAACUGGACAGGUGUGCUAUCCAUCGGGAAGACUAGCCAUCCUUGUGGCAACAUCGCAUUCAACCAACUCGUCUUGUGUGGUGGUUCUGGAGAAUAAAAUCGAUGAGCCACAGAUUAAGGCGCUUUUCACCAGCAGAGAGCAGACCUGCUUUCAUGAGAAUGGCAACAUUUGGGUUAAUCUUACUUCAACAGGAGGUGCGUUGUUCAGUGAGACGGGAGAUCUGAAGAAACACUGGAAGUGGCAGGAGAAUGAGCAACAUGUUCAUGCUCCCCCCUGCCAGCCCAUGCACCUCAGCCUAAGCCCUUUCCUUGAAGUCCACAUCAAAUCCCAGGAAGACAUCAGCAUCCUUUUCAACUCCAAAAAACACAGCGUGGAGGUCACCAAAGAGGCUAGUGUGAACACAGAACAUGUCAGAAAGCAAACGCUGCCAGUGGCUGACUCGCUUCAUUCUUAUCUGAAGCAGAAGUGUCCAGAGAUCAAGGCGCUGCUCCAGAACAUGCAGUCCCUCAUCCCCUAUCAAAGCAGCGCAACUCCAUCGAAGGUCAGCCCUCAUCCUGCAGAUGGAGAGGCAGCAGCUGCCAGUGAAACGGCAACACUCUGCCAAGAAGACCCCCCAUAGCAGACAAUGUCCUUCAAUAGGAUUUUCUCAUUUGCGUGAAGCGACUUGAGCCGUGGCGUCCCUUGAAUUUGAAUUUAACGACUAAGUGCUUUUUAGAAAUAAAGCCAAGUAACAUUAAUAA